Messenger RNA from Phaeodactylum tricornutum CCAP 1055/1, 237 nucleotides. RefSeq lists its product with no specific name. The transcript has a single exon. The record is from RefSeq and is a predicted model, not a curated record. NCBI's taxonomy places the organism in Eukaryota, Bacillariophyta, Bacillariophyceae, Surirellales, Neidiaceae. The annotation marks the transcript as partial.
AAACGGGUGUCCCGGGAAUCUUCGGAGCAGGCGAUCCAACUCGCCAAGUUUUUGAACGAAAAGGGUGCCGUGAUUUACACGGCCUACUGGUGUCCACACUGUGCCCGGCAAAAGGAGUUGUUUGGACGACAAGCGUGGUCACUGAUAGCCAACGUGGAAUGUGCACCGAAAGGAUACAACUCCCGGCCCGCCGUAUGUUUGGCGAACCAAGUCGACGGCUACCCGACCUGGGUAAUC